Molecule: messenger RNA, 2913 nt
Organism: Solea solea (common sole)
Lineage: Eukaryota; Metazoa; Chordata; Actinopteri; Pleuronectiformes; Soleidae
Exons: 4
Coding region: 320-1000 (226 amino acids)
Biological process (GO): spermatogenesis
Cellular component (GO): cytosol; nucleus
Source: RefSeq, a predicted model, not a curated record
AUGUGGGAGGAGCGACGCUGUGGAGUCCAGGUGGUCGAGUCUGUCUGCGUAAAAACGCACCGAACACACGCCGAACACUUACGAAACGCGUAGUGGGACAAGGCGACAUUUCAAGAAAAAGUCACAACUCGAAAAUUGACUGAGCAGUUUUCAGAAGAAGACUCCUGCAUUCAGCCUCAGCGCUGCGUCGCCGCCGCCGCUGCCGCGACCUCUCCAGAGGGAAAAACGGACUGAAAGAAGUGACCCAAGAGUCCGGGCUAAACUUCUGACCGAACUCACUCUCCUUUCUAAGAGAAUUGUUUCAGCGAGCAGUGAAGAUAUGUUUAAGAAAAGCAAGAGUAAAGUGCUGGUGGAUUAUGCGUCAGAGGAAGACGACAUGUCCUGGCACCAUCAUCACUCCUACAAGGACAAAGAUAUAGAAGGAGAGGAAGAGGAGGAGGAAGCUGUCACUGGUGUAUCAAAGGAGGCCAAGGUGAAAAAGAUCAUGUCCAAGAAGGAGAGGAAGGAAAAGAAGAUGCUCUCCUCCAAAGACGACGAGCACUUUCUGUUGACCGGAGUGAAACUGGCAGACCGCAGAGGGUCUCACAAGAAAAUCAAAGAUGAUGAGAAGGAUAAGGACAAGAAGGACAAACCAGAGAAGGGCCUCUGUUUCUGGGAGAGCGUCUCCAUGACUAUGAGGCAGAUAUCACCCUCCAAAAAACUGGAGAAGAUGGAGGGCUGGGAGCCGCCUCAGCUGGACAACUUAAACGAGUCGGUGACCGAUGAAGCCCCAGAGGACAAGAGUGCCAAAGAGGACUCACAGGAGUCUCCCCCCGAGUCUUUAGGCCUUCCACUGGAAUUGGCCUCCUGGGGAGGACAGGGUGCAGAGGAGGACUCUUCCCGUUACGCGAACCUUUCAGACUCCACUGAUUCGGUCACGUGGACGGCCCGCGCCAAAGUCAAGCUGGCCGGCAUCAGCAGGAUGAGCAGAGGGAUCGUGUCGGACAUGGCGUUUAAAUAGUGGCUGUUUAACGUCUGACGCCCUCUUCCCUCCGCCCUCGUCUGUGCACCAUCAGUGACGGGGACGAAAGCCUGAAGCAGACGUCUGCUUGUUUUCAUAGUCCAGUUUUUGAAAGCAGUGUUAUUGCCAACUCUGAUGAUGAGCUGCUGUACUGUAGUGACGUUCUGAAACACAAAGGCCCCAAAGUUUGUCCUUGAAGAAAAACAUAAUGUCAGUUUAUAAACUGGCAGGACUGCGGCUUUUCAAUCACUGGCCUAAUUUGUAAAUACAAACAAAUGAAAGCCUUAAACUACUGCACCAUUUUCACUCUGGUAGCCACUGGUCUGGCUUAUAUAUAUAUAUGUUUGAUUGACAAUUGAUUUUUGUGUACUUUUGUGGCGGUUAGAUUAUUAAUAUUAGAGAAUAUAUGAAGAAUACAUACAAAAAAAUCUACUUAACAGGAGAAUGGUUUUCAGUUUAUAUCUAUGCAAUUACAAACGUCUUAGUUGAAGCCUUAAUCUAUGCAUCGAGAGUGUGAUUAUGAAAGUCUUCAUCAUCUGGCAUCUGGCAUACCAGUGUGUAUGAAUCAGGGGUUUGCAACACGUGGCUUUUCAGUGCCUCCCUCUACCUUUGAAAAAACAAACACAAUGUUUAUUUUCAUUUAAUUGUCAUGAUUUCUUUCAAAGUGAACACUUUUUUUUUUUUAGAGAUAGAGGCGAUAAAUGAAAGUGGUUUAACGUGCUGUCCACUAAAAUAUGCGUCACAUCCCAUGUCUGUGUCCCACGACAUAUUUAAAACCUCCCAAAACGCGACAAACUUGUCCGGUUUUUGAAAUGUGGAGAGCCAUUCAAAACAGUCAUGUCCACAUUAAGAGUCCUGUCCAUCCUGUCACAUUUUUAUUUAUUCCAAAGUGGGUUCCUUUUUUAUUUUUUUUAUUUUCUCCAAACAAUGAGGACUCACAAAGUCUGCAUGGUUCUGGGUUUUGCUUCAAAGUAGGCCGACGUGUGCCAGUGUAUUUUGGUCAAGACGGAAAAACAGUGAUGAAACGUCAUCAGUUUUAUUUUUGUGGUUCUUAAAUGUCAUAAAUGCAACAAACUGUAGUUCUUUUGUAUAUAGUUAUACAACUUUAUACAUGAUGUCAUCUUCAUUUCAUGGGGCAAAUAGGUUUUACGGUUCCAGAUUGAAUUUAUUUGGGUGGACAAGGAACAAAAAAACCCCGGCUUUUUUAAUACUAAAGGUUGCAGACCCCUGGUAUAAAAUUGUGUGUGUGUGUGCGUGUGUGUGUGUGUGUGUGUGUGAGGUACAGGAAAAAAAUGUCAGAGACACUGUGACAGAGUUGUAGAAUUUAUGAGUGAAUCACUGUUGGGAUUGUUGAGAUUUGGAGUCGUGCUGUUGUAUGAGAAGUAUAUAGUGGCAACGAUCCAUGUUUCAUGUCACAUUAGUUACAAUAAUUCAUCCAAGUACGAUAUUUUGACCACCCCCGAUAAUUCCAACUGAUUAAUCAGUGAACGGCCAUCAUUUAAGUGCACCUUUAUUUACGCUCAACGCACAGUGUACGAUCCUGACGCAACAGAUACAAUAAAUAUGUUGUUCCACGAAAUCACAUGAACACACAGUGUCAUAGACUUGAUACACGUGACGGAAUACUUUCUCAAGAAAGCGCCUGUGCAGUGCCUUGUGUCCAUAGAAUGACGUCACAUGUUUGCUGUAAAUCUAAAUUAGGCUGGAUCAUCAUUUGAGCACAGAGCUGUUGUGUACAUACACAGUGCAUCACAACGCCUGACCAGGACAGGGAAGUUUGCCUAACGUGUAGCCGUGCACUCUACACUCACGAGUUGGUUACAUAAUUAUCAUGAGCUUGACCACCAGGGGGAGCUGCCAUGUUACUAUGCAGUUGGUUGAGAAAAUAAACAGGAGUUCCAUUUGCACAAUGA